UUAUUAUUUUAUUAUUAUGAAUAAAUGAACCUGUUGCAUUAGGUGCUCAAUAGAUUUAUUUUGACAAUAAAUUACUGUUGCAUUAGGCUAAAACGCGUUGCAUUAUUUCUUUAAGCCAACAUAGAAAACCGUCGCAUUAGCUAAAAUAACCGUAGCAUUAGCUAAAAUACCCGUCGCAUUAGCUAAAAUAGUCGUCGCAUUAGCUACAGAUCUAAUGCGACACCCCAUCUAAGGACAGUCGCAUUAGAUGCUUAUCUAAUGCGACGGUAUUAAUUUCCCGUUGCAUUAGGUCACUGAUCGUCGCAUUAGGCCUAAUGCAACGCCACCGGAUGCAAGGGUCAUUUGUCAUCGCAUUAGGUCUAAUGCGACGGAUUUUGAUUCCUAAUGCAACGAUUUUAGGCGUUGUAUCUGAUAAGAAAUGUAGUAGUGUGCGCUAGACAAACAGUUUGGAAAAUUCUUGGAAGUGGUAAAAAACUUGCAGGUAACGGUUCCUUUUACUGAAUUAAUUUUACAGGUUCCUGCAUAUGCUAAAUUCAUGAAAGAUAUUUUGACCAGGAAACGUGCUGUUUGUGAGAUAGAGACUGUAGCUUUUACUGAGGAAUGUAGUGCCUAUUUGCAAAAUAAGUCUCCACCUAAACUUAAAGACCCCGGGAGUGUUUCCAUCCCUUGUAACAUUGGCACCGUAUUUAUUGAUAAAGCUUUGUGUGAUUUAGGUGUUAGUGUGUCUGUUAUGCCCUUGUCUGUCUGUACUAAACUGAAUAUGGGUGAGCUUAAGGUUACCAAUAUCACUCUGUAAAUGGCCGACCGUUCUGUCAAAUACCCCUUAGGUGUUUUAGAGGACGUCCCUGUUAGAGUAGGUAAGUUCUAUAUACCUGUAGACUUUGUGGUACUAGACAUGCAGUAGGACUCACAAAUUCCCAUUAUCUUAGGUAGACCCUUCCUUCACAUGGCGGGGGCGGUCAUUGAUGUUAAAAGUGGGAAAUUGACUUUGUCUGUUGGGGAUGAUAAGGUGACUUUUAAUCUGAAUAGUGCCUUAAAGAGUCCCAUGCUAGAGGAAGAACAAUGCUAUCGAAUUGAUGUAGUUGAUUUUAUUAUGCGUGAUAACGUCUCCCAAGUUCUCGAAAGGGAUCCUUUGGAGGCAGUGCUUUGUUGUGAAUCUUCUGCAAGUGAUAGCAGUUAUUGGAGUGCCGAAGUGGAUGCUCUAGAGUUGGCUCUUGAUGGGGGAGGGUCUGAACCAGAGAGCACCAAAUUGAAGAGGUUAGUUCGGUCGGUUUGUCCUGUUAAAGAGGUAAAGAAACCCGAACUUAAGCCUCUUCCUGCUAACCUUAAAUAUGUAUUUUUGGAUGAUGAACAACUUUUCCCUGUAAUCGUCAGUACUGCACUUGAUGCAGACCAGUUGUCCUAACUUCUUACUGUGUUGAAAAAGCACAAAAAGGCCAUUGGGUACAAUAUUGAUGAUUUAAAGGGUAUUAGCCCUAACUUUUGCAUUCAUAGGAUACAUCUAGAUGAAAAUCACAAACCAUGCAUUGAACCCCAACGUCGUUUGAACCCCGUCAUGCAAGAUGUUGUGAAAGCUGAAGUUAUGAAAUUGCUUGAUGCGGGUAUUGUCUAUGCUAUGUCUGAUUCUAAGUGGGUGAGUCCUGUUCAGGUAGUGCCUAAGAAAUGGGGGACAACUGUGGUUAGAAAUGAGAAAAAUGAGUUGAUACCAACUAGGGUAGUCACAGGUUGGCGCAUGUGUAUUGAUUAUAGGCGCCUAAAUGUGGCUACUAAAAAAGACCACUUUCCCCUUCCCUUUAUUGAUAAAAUGUUAGAAAGGCUAGCCUGUCACAAGUUUUUCUGUUAUCUGGAUGGUUAUUCUGGUUUCUUUCAAAUUCCCAUACAUCCAGACGACCAGGAAAAUACCACCUUCACCUGUCCCUAUGGUACCUUUGCAUAUCGUAGGAUGCCCUUUGGUCUGUGUAAUGCACCUGCUACUUUCCAACGUUGCAUGAUGAGCAUCUUUUCUGAGUUUAUUGAGUCUAUUAUGGAAGUGUUUAUGGAUGACUUUAGUGUCUAUGGUACUUCUUUUGAUUCUUGUUUACUAAAUCUGACUAAAGUAUUGAAAAGGUGUGAAGAGUGUAAUCUAGUCCUGAAUUGGGAAAAGUGUCAUUUCAUGGUUACUGAAGGUGUGGUCUUGGGGCAUUUAAUAUCUGAUAAGAUCAUUCAGGUGGAUCGAGCUAAGGUCCAAGUGAUUGAACAAUUGCCCCCUCCAGUUAAUGUGGAUCGAGCUAAGCCUAGGCUUAUUCGAUGGAUACUACUGCUAUAGGAGUUUGAUCUGGAGAUUCGCGAUAAGAAAGGGGUUGAGAAUGUAGUUGCAGAUCACUUGUGUAGAUUGAGAUAUGAUGAUGGUAAAGUGUCUAAACCGAUCGAUGAUUCAUUCCCGGAUGAUCACUUACUUGCACUUGCCAGUCAGUCACCAUAGUUCGCAGAUUUUGCAAACUACAUUGUAGGGGGUAUUUUUCUGGCCAAUCUUACAUAUCAACAGAAGAAGAAGUUCCUACAUGAUGUUCGGUUCUACUUUUGGGAUGACCCUUAUUUGUUUCGUGAGACCGCCGAAGGUUUGUACAAGCGAUGUGUUCCAGAAUGGGAAGUCUAGGACAUUAUCAGUAGGUGUCAUUUUUCACCUUAUGGUGGUCACCAUGGACCGUCAAAGACCAAUGCUAAGUUGUCGCAGUGCGGUUUCUACUGGCCUACUAUGUUCAAUGAUGCACAAGCUUUCAUUAUGGCUUGUGAUGCGUGCCAGAGGGCCGACACUAUUUCGAGGAGGUAUGAGAUGCCACAGAACGGGAUUCUUGAGGUUGAGGUUUUCGAUGUUUGGGAAAUUGACUACAUGGGACCGUUCCCAUCGUCCAAGGGUAAUCUGUAUAUCCUUGUUGCUGUAGAUUAUGUGUCCAAGUGGGUAGAAGCCGUUGCCUCACCUACUAAUGAUGCCAAGACAGUCAUUUCUCUGUUCAAGAAAGUCCUUUUUCCUAGAUUUGGGGUUCCGCGAGCUUUGAUUAGUGAUGGAGGGUCACACUUCCAUGAGAAGCAUCUGGAUGCACUCCUGCGCAAGUAUGGGGUUUAUCACCGCACUGGGCUAGCCUACCACUCUCAGACGAGUGGGCAAGUUGAGGUCUCUAAUCGGGAGAUCAAAUCUAUCAUUGAGAAAGUGGUGGCAAAGUUUAGGAAGGAUUGGAGCGAUAAGCUGGAUGAUACUCUGUGGGCAUAUAGAACCGCCUUUAAGACACCUAUUGGUACCUCCCCGUAUCGAUUGGUGUAUGGCAAGGCGUGUCAUUUACCGGUAGAAAUUGGAGUACAAGGCUUAUUGGGCAAUCAAAUAGCUCAACAUGGAUGCAAAGUUAGCCGGUGAGAAGCGGUUACUUCAACUGAGUGAGCUAGAUGAAUUCCGAUUACAAGCUUAUGAUCGUGCUCGGAUUUACAUGGAAAAGACUAAGCGGUGGCACGACAAUCACAUUCUGCAUUGAGAGUUCGCGGUGGGCGACAAGGUUCUACUAUUCAACUCUAGGCUUAAGUUGUUUCCUGGAAAACUUAAGUCUAGAUGGUCGGGGCCGUUCACCGUGACUAUGGUAAGCAAGUUUAGGUCAGUUGAAGUAGAAAACAAUAAUGGUGAGCGAUUCAAAGUCAAUGGGCAACGUCUGAAGUUGUACCAUGAUGGGCUGCUGUAGGAGUGGUUGAGGUUCAUCACCUAAAUCCCUCCGCCCCAUGAACUGCAUAUUCAAGGUAAUGAGGUCGAGCGGGACCUAGAAAUAAACCAGCGCUUUGCGGGAGGCAACCCGUAUUUUAUUUGUUUAGUAGUAUAAUUUUCAAUUUUCGCUCUCUUUUGUGUGUUUUGUUAGUGUUUUCCCCUACCUAAAUGUGUUUCAGUAUAGUUUUUGGUGUUGGAGAGGUGAGAAGAGGGAAUUACGCUGUUUGGGUGUUUAAUAGUGUGCAGGCCUGAAGAUCCAAGUCGAAAAAGUGAAAUUCUAGUUGAUACGGAGCAUACUGCAAACCGCCCGACCCGGAUAGGGCGAGGUGCGCCCGAUCGGGCGCGUGUCGACAUCAGCAAAAUCCCUGAAAAUCGCCCGAUCGGGCGAUGGAUGCCCGAUCGGGCCGCCUGUCAGAGUAAAAUGCCCGACCGGGCGAAGGUCCGCCCGAUCGGGCGCGUACUGAAAGUUGAGAAGACCUUAAUUUUUGCCCGACCCGACAAUGGUUGCCCGAUCGACUCGUUUGGCGAGUAGGAUGCCCGAUCGGGCGGUGUGCGAUGAGGUCAAUUUGAAGUCAGGGGUAAAAUCUGGGUAAGAGAAGAAGUCAAAAGCUCGUUUCGCAUAUCGCCCGAUCCGGAUCGGGCGAGGUGUCCCCGAUCGGGCGCGCAUAGACGAUUUCAGAAAUGUAUUAUUUCGCCCGAUCGGGCGAGCUGCUGCCUGAUCGGGCGUCGGGCGAUUUCAUCGAACCUAUGCACGAGAUCCCCUUUCUUUCAUUCCCUCUCAUCUUCUUCAACCUAAGCUUUCUCUCUCUUCCUCCAUUAAACCCCAAUCUCACAAAACUUCCAACCCUCAUAUCUCACUCAAUUCUUCACCAAAUUCAACACACCAUACAUCAAAAUCUUCCUAUCAUCAUCCUCUACAACCUACACCUAACUAAUUUCAGAUUUCUCCACCCUCCAUAAAAUCCCCAAAUUCCACCAAAAACCCCAAAAACCUCAAAAAUUCAGAUUUUCUUCCAUGGCUUACCGUCCUAAGAGGAAUUGCACCAUGCAAGCAAGGAACCAGCACGAGGCUUCUACAAGCCGAGCUCGUGAACCGAAACCACCACUGCCCCCGCCCCAGUUCGAAGCCGGCCGGGAUUUUCCGAACGUUAUCUUUGCUAUGGACUGGCAAUGGGAUCGGUUCGUCCAUCUCAAAAAGAGGGAGGUAAUUCCUACCCGCUUUAUCUGUCAAAAAUCUUUGCACGAUAUGGGUCUUGAACAGGAUGUGAAACGAGUUUUUUAUGGUGUUGGUAUGAGGAAUAUGUAUAGCAUGUUGCGUCUUACAUUUAGGCGACUGACUUUGGAGUUUCUGAGUUCUUUGCAUUUACGUAAAGAUGGUUAUAGGAAUGUGUCUUCGGUUCAUUUUCGUUUGAUGAACAUUGAUGUUCAUUUGAGUCUUGCUGACUUUGGUGGGAUUUUUGGAUUGUCCACUACCCCUAGUAGGAAGCCUGGUAGUGCCCAUAAUAAUUGUGAAAUGUGGGGAAAGCUGACCGGUAAUAGUGAUCCCGAUAGUAUGCAACACUUGCAUGCUUCCAAGAUACAACACCCUGUCCCCAUUGUAUUCUACAGGUUCCUGGGGUUCACCAUAUUUGGUAGAGAGGAGACUCAGAAUGUUAGGAGUACGGAGCUGGAGAUUUUGGGUGGCUAUGUUCUAGAGGGGGAAGCGAGGUAUAAAAUGAACUUAGCCCAUCAUAUGGCUUCCCAACUUUAUUCAAUAGCCACUAGCUCGCACACCACUCGCAUCACCAUUGGUGGGUUGAUCACCCACAUUGCCAUGGCCACGGUAAACUUUGUUGAGGCUAACCAAACUCCGGUUUUGGGUAGCAACUUACUAGACUUGGCCUAUUUUGCUGGGCUUUGCCGCUUGCAGGGUGAGCAUGGGUUGUAUCGGCCGGGUGCCAUGUAUUGGAUGUUCGAGGGGAACAGGUUUUUCUCCUUGCCUGACCCUCAAGGCCACACCCGUUUCAGACCCGGCCAGGCUCAUUAUCUGUAUGUUGGAGUCGAGCAAGAGCAGGAACCUAAACCCAAGCCUGACCCACAACCAAAGCCCCACCAGUUUCAGCCCGAGCCUCGCACCUACUUUAGGAGGGGGCGUCGAGGGGAUGAGGGGAGGCCACAGGGUGGCCUGACACCAGAAGAGGAGCAGGGGUCCAUUCAUGAGAGGUUGGGCAGGCUUGAGAUCGGUUUUCAUGAGUGUGCGAGUGAUCACCAAAGGGCCAUGUUCCCUAUCUAUGAUCAGUAUGCCAGGCAGGGCUAUAUUGCUCAGGAUGCCCAGCACCCUUCCUGGUUUGCCUAUCCCGCGGGGGGAUAUGGAGCUCCCGGUUCCAUGGGCACCUUCACACUCACCCACUACGGUGGGUAUGGAGCGGGCCCUAGCGGUCAUGGUGGUCGAGGUGGUGAUGAUGGUGAUGAUGGUCAAGGCCAUCAAUGAUGCUGAGGAUGAUCGAGAUGGUUCGAUACCCCUUGAGCCAAUGAGGACAUUGUCUGAUUUAGCUUGGGGGGGUGUUUCACUUCACUUACCUGUACAUAUUAGGGACUAAGGAGAAGUAGAAGACUUGAUAAAGGCGAGACGGAUCUACGCGUGGGAAAUGGAGCACAGAUUGCUACAUUAGCCUUAGGAUCUUAUUUUAUUUCUUUGCCUAGUGGUUUUGUUUUGGAACUAGAAUACUGUUACUAUGUUCCUAGUAUCACCAGAAACAUUAUUUCCGUUUCAAGUUUGGAUUCUAAAGGUUUUAUUUUUCAAUUUAAAGACAAUAGUUGUUCUUUUGCUUUGAAUGGAACGUUUUUGGGUUCAGCAUAACAAGAAAAUGGUCUA
Messenger RNA from Spinacia oleracea (spinach), 6578 nucleotides. RefSeq lists its product as uncharacterized. The transcript has 2 exons. The record is from RefSeq and is a predicted model, not a curated record. The coding region runs from base 4740 to 6194 and encodes 484 amino acids. Lineage: Eukaryota; Viridiplantae; Streptophyta; Magnoliopsida; Caryophyllales; Amaranthaceae.